This is a messenger RNA of Trichogramma pretiosum, 1757 nucleotides long. RefSeq names its product actin-related protein 1 (gene Arp1). The transcript has 8 exons. The record is from RefSeq and is a predicted model, not a curated record. Bases 168 to 1298 code for a protein of 376 amino acids. Lineage: Eukaryota; Metazoa; Arthropoda; Insecta; Hymenoptera; Trichogrammatidae.
UCAAAAAAGAUACUGGGGUUUUAAAUACUAAGUGUGAAAGUGUAUUGUACUUGGAUAAUAAUUAAGAAUGUAAAAAAGUUCCGAGAAAAUACUCUUAAUUAUCAAUUCAAAACUCAAUGAAAAAUCGUCAUAUGUAAAACUGAAGUAAAUACAAAUUCAACUUCAUAAUGGAGCAAUACGACAUGAUUAUUAACCAACCCGUUGUAAUUGACAACGGGUCGGGAGUUAUAAAAGCAGGUUUUGCUGGAGAUCAAGUGCCGAAAUGCCGAUUCCCGAAUUACAUUGGCAGACCCAAGCAUGUAAGAGUUAUGGCUGGAGCGCUGGAAGGCGAUUUAUUUGUCGGUCCAGUUGCUGAAGAGCAUCGAGGUCUUCUUUCAAUUCAGUAUCCUAUGGAGCAUGGCAUUGUAACAGAUUGGAAUGAUAUGGAAAGAAUAUGGUCAUACAUAUAUAGUAAAGAUCAAUUAGCAACUUUUAGUGAAGAACAUCCAGUUCUAUUAACUGAAGCACCCUUGAAUCCAUGGAAAAAUCGAGAAAAGUCUGCCGAGCUAUUUUUUGAAUCGUUUAAUGUUCCAGCACUUUUUGUAUCGGUUCAAGCAGUAUUGAGUUUAUAUGCCACUGGAAGAACCACUGGUGUCGUUUUAGAUUCUGGUGAUGGAGUGACUCACGCUGUACCUAUUUAUGAAGGUUUUGCAAUGCCUCAUAGCAUUAUAAGGAUUGACAUUGCAGGACGAGAUGUCACGAAAUAUUUAAAACUGUUGUUAAAAAAAGAGGGCGUCAAUUUGAACACAUCUGCCGAAUUUGAAAUCAUUCGUACAAUAAAAGAGAAGGCAUGCUAUUUAGCUAGUAAUCCUCAUAAAGAAGAAACUAUUGACACUGAAAAAUUUGUUUUUAACUUACCGGAUGGAAGUCAUGUUGAGAUCGGACCUGCAAGAUUUCGAGCACCUGAAGUUCUAUUUCGUCCAGAUUUGAUUGGCGAGGAAUUUGAAGGAUUGCACGAAGUUCUUAUCUACUCAAUUCAGAAAUCAGAUCUCGAUUUGAGAAAAAUUCUUUUCCAAAAUAUAGUUUUAUCAGGAGGUUCCACACUGUUUCGGGGAUUCGGCGAUAGACUUUUAUCAGAGAUUAGGAAAAUGGCACCUAAAGAUGUUAAAAUAAGGAUAUCUGCACCACAAGAGAGACUGUAUAGCACUUGGAUUGGAGGAUCAAUCUUAGCUUCAUUAGACACUUUCAAAAAAAUGUGGGUGAGCAAGCGUGAAUACGACGAAGAAGGAAGAAGAGCUAUACAUCGCAAAACAUUCUAAAACAAACUUUUUAUGUCAACUCAAACUUAAGUUAGUUAUUAUUUUAAUUAAUGCAUUUGUUACAUCCUGAUAUCGAAAAUAAACAUAUGAAAUUUAGAUUACUACCAGUUUUCGCAAAGGUAGACGGAUGAAAAUAAUUUCACGAAAAGUUUUGUAAUAAACUUACAAUUAAUUAAUCGGUCUGGUGCAUUGUCACAUACAACUCGCGCUUUGCACUUGCUGUUAUUGAGCUGAUAGGCGCUUGAAGAGAUGCUCACACAAUUGCGAAUUUACAGAUUAUUACGAACGAGUAUUUGUUUUAAAUUUUUUAUGUCCUAAUCGACUCACUGGGGAUUUUUCUGCGUUGGAUUAGGAGAUCUAAAUUGCAUCAAAGACGUGACACACAGGGUAAAAGUUAUUGUAUUUCUUAACCUUUAGACUCCAGAAAUAGUAAAUAAAUCUACCUUAUGAGAUUUACGG